GAGUUGCCCGGAUGUAGUUGGUGGAGCGGCAGCGGCGGCACCGGCGGCGGCGGCGGCGGCGGCGGCGACGGGAGGAGGAGGAGGAGGAGGAGGCGGAGGAGGAAGACGAGGCGGCGGCGGGGAGGAGGGAGGUGGCGGCGAGGGGCGGAGGAGGCGGUCGCUGUCGGCAGGGCCGAAGGACGCGUCUUGUGGCUCCGACCGCCCCCCCACCCCCCACCCGUCCCCGCGGGCCGCGCCGCCGCCGUGUCGUGGGGGGCGCCGCUGCCCCGGCUGGAAGUGAGCGUGGUGUCGGGCGACGGGACGGAGAUGGCCCGGGAGCGCCGGCGCCAGUGACGGGGGGCCGCUGAGAGUCGCCGAGGGCGCGCCGGGCCCUGCGCCGGGGCCGCCGCCAGCGCGCCCGCCGCCCGCCGCCCGCCGCCCGCCUCUCGCGGCCGCGCUCCCCCCUCCCCGCCGCACACGCUCACAGGCCGGGCAUUGAUGGUAAUGUAUGCGAGGAAACAGCAGAGACUCAGUGAUGGCUGUCACGACCGGAGGGGGGACUCGCAGCCUUACCAGGCACUUAAAUACUCCUCAAAGAGCCACCCCAGUAGCGGUGAGCACAGACAUGAGAAGAUGCGAGACACCACAGACCCUUCUCCACCCAGUAAGAUGCUGCGGAGAUCGGACAGUCCUGAGAGCAAAUACGGUGACAGCACAGGCCACGGCAAGGCCAAAAACGUGCACGCCCAGCGAGUGCGCGAGAGGGAAGGUGGGACCAGUUACUCUCCACAAGAAAACUCACACAACCACAGUGCUCUUCAUAGUUCAAAUUCACAUUCUUCUAAUCCAAGCAAUAAUCCAAGCAAAACUUCAGAUGCACCUUACGAUUCUGCAGAUGACUGGUCUGAGCAUAUUAGCUCUUCGGGGAAAAAGUACUAUUACAACUGCCGAACAGAAGUCUCACAGUGGGAAAAACCCAAAGAGUGGCUUGAAAGAGAACAGAGACAAAAAGAAGCAAACAAGAUGGCAGUUAAUAGCUUCCCGAAAGAUAGAGAUUACAGAAGGGAGGUGAUGCAGGCAACAGCUGCUAGUGGGUUUGCCAGUGGAAUGGAAGACAAGCAUUCCAGUGAAGCCAGUAGUUUGCUCCCACAGAAUAUUUUGUCUCAGACAAGCAGACACAAUGACAAAGACUACCGACUGCCAAGAGCAGAGACUCACAGUAGUACCACGCCAGUACAGCACCCCAUCAAGCCAGUGCUUCACCCAGCUGCUACCCCGGGCACUGUUGUUCCUUCUAGUCCAUUUACGCUGCAGUCCGAUCACCAGCCAAAGAAAUCAUUUGAUGCCAAUGGAGCAUCUACUUUAUCAAAACUGCCUACACCCACAUCUUCUGUCCCUGCACAGAAGACAGAAAGAAAAGAGUCUGCACCAGGAGACAAGUCAAUACCACAUUCUUGCAUAACUCCUUCCACAUCUUCUGCCUCCGGACUGAAUCCCACUUCUGCACCUCCAACAUCAGCUUCAGCCGUCCCUGUGUCUCCUGUCCCACAGUCCCCAAUACCUCCAUUACUGCAGGACCCAAAUCUGCUUAGACAGCUGCUUCCUGCACUGCAAGCCACACUGCAGCUUAAUAAUUCUAAUGUGGAUAUAUCCAAAAUAAAUGAAGUUCUUACAGCAGCUGUGACCCAAGCUUCUCUGCAGUCCAUAAUUCAUAAGUUUCUUACCGCUGGACCAUCUGCUUUCAACUUAACCUCUCUGAUCUCGCAAGCUGCACAGCUCUCAACACAAGCCCAGCCAUCUAACCAGUCUCCAAUGUCUUUAACAUCUGAUGCGUCAUCCCCAAGAUCCUACGUGUCUCCAAGAAUAAGCACACCUCAGACCAACCCAGUCCCUAUCAAACCUCUCAUUAGUACUCCUCCUGUUUCAUCCCAGCCAAAGGUUAGUACUCCAGUAGUGAAGCAAGGCCCAGUGUCGCAGUCAGCCCCACAGCAGCCUGUGACUGCUGAGAAGCUGCAGGGCCAUGAGCCUGCCUCUCCCAGAAGUCUUCAGCGCUCAAGUAGCCAGAGGAGUCCUUCGCCUGGUCCAAAUCACAGUUCGAGUAGUAAUGCGUCGAAUGCAGCAGUUGUACCCCAGAACUCAUCUGCCCGGCCUGCGUGUUCAUUAACACCCACGCUAGCAGCGCACUUCAAUGAAAGUCUCAUCAAACACGUCCAAGGGUGGCCUGCAGACCAUGCCGAGAAGCAGGCAUCAAGAUUGCGUGAAGAAGCCCAUAAUAUGGGAAGCGUUCAUAUGUCAGAAAUCUGUACUGAGCUAAAAAACUUACGAUCUUUAGUCAGAGUCUGUGAAAUCCAAGCAACCUUGCGUGAGCAAAGGAUACUAUUUUUGAGACAACAAAUUAAAGAACUUGAAAAGCUAAAAAAUCAAAAUUCCUUCAUGGUGUGAAGAUGUGAAUAAUUGCACAUGGUUUUUGAGAUGGGAACUGUACAUCUGUGGCCCAAUCUUAACAUUUUUGAGCUGCAUUUAAGUAGACUUUGGACCGUUAAGCUGGGCAAAGAAAAUGACAAGGGGCUGGGGUCUGUGUGCAUCAAUUCAGGAGAAAGACACAAGGUUGAUUUGUAAAACCCUUGAAAUGUAGAUUUCUUGUAGAUGUAUUCUUCACGUUGUAAAUAUGUUUUGUAGAGUGAAGCCAUGGGAAGCCAUGUGUAACAGAGCUUAGACAUCCAGAACUAAUCAAUGCUGAGGUGGCUAAAUACCUAGCCUUUUACAUGUAAACCUGUCUGCAAAAUUAGCUUUUUUUAAAAAAAGGAAAAAAAAAAGAAUUUUGGGGGGGCUAAUUUAUCAUUCAGAAAUCUUGGCAUUUUCAAAAAUUCAGUGCAAGCGCCAGGCGAUAUGUGUCCAAGGAUACGAUUUUGAACCAUCCAGGCAGUGUACAAAACACCAUUGAACACCGUGUCCACACCUGCACCUGACCGAGAGCAGUGCUUCUCCAUUUGUUUGCAGAGAAAUGUUUUCAGUUCCCGUGUGUCCAUUCCCUCGGAAACCCUGACCGGCUUUGAUCCAUUUUGUAGGGCUUCUCUUUUCUCCUUUCUUAAGGCACUGUUGCUAUGGCACUUUUCUAUAACCUUUUCAUUCCUGUGUACAGUAGCUUAAACAACUGCAGUGAUUGAGCAUAACCCACUUGUUUGUAUAAAUUAUUGAAAUCCAUUUGCACCCUCUAAGAAUGGACUUGAAAGUACUGCUGGGCAUGUGUGCUCCAAGUGCAGUGAUUGCUCAAACACAAGGAAAUGGGCCUGAUGAACGUGGUGUGGGAGGGGAAAGAGGAAACGAAGCUAGGCGGAUGUGAAUUGUAUCUGUUGUAAUAAACAUGUUCAAACAAA
Molecule: messenger RNA, 3356 nt
Organism: Ochotona curzoniae (black-lipped pika)
Lineage: Eukaryota; Metazoa; Chordata; Mammalia; Lagomorpha; Ochotonidae
Gene: WAC
Product: WW domain containing adaptor with coiled-coil
Exons: 14
Coding region: 478-2421 (647 amino acids)
Biological process (GO): regulation of autophagy; positive regulation of TORC1 signaling
Cellular component (GO): nucleus
Molecular function (GO): RNA polymerase II complex binding; chromatin binding
Source: RefSeq, a predicted model, not a curated record